Messenger RNA from Cylindrotheca closterium, 468 nucleotides. The record is from the annotation of a GenBank genome assembly. NCBI's taxonomy places the organism in Eukaryota, Bacillariophyta, Bacillariophyceae, Bacillariales, Bacillariaceae.
AUGCCCAGACAGACUGCUACCAAAGAUCUAUUUGGCGUGGCCUGGUUCCGAGAUUUUGCAGUCAAGAUGAAAGCAUAUGCUGCUAUUGCUAGCACCAAUACUGCUGCUCAAAACAAGUUCAAGGAUGAUAUCUUUGAAGCUGUUCUUGCAACAGGAUUUCUGUGCAACUGCGAUCGAACAAGAAAAGCUCCUCUGAUGCUGGAUCUUCAGACGAACUAUUGCAGAGGAGUGGAUUAUUAUCCAAAGACGGUCAGCAAAGCACAAGAUAUGUUGAAAAUUCACAUGGAAGUGAGUAAAAAUCCGGGAGUGAACCUCUACCAAGGAAAAGACCAACCUAAUAAAGGUAAAGGUAAAGGAAAAGGAAAGGGGAAGCCGAAGGAUGGAAAGAAGGCAGCAUGUUAUGUAUGUGGCAACAAAGACCAUAUGUCUCCAAAAUGCCCAGACAGACUGCCACCAAAGACCCAAUAA